Rosa rugosa (rugosa rose) is the source of this 2279-nucleotide messenger RNA. RefSeq lists its product as uncharacterized. The transcript has 4 exons. Lineage: Eukaryota; Viridiplantae; Streptophyta; Magnoliopsida; Rosales; Rosaceae. The record is from RefSeq and is a predicted model, not a curated record. Bases 58 to 1773 code for a protein of 571 amino acids.
CCAUCCAUUCAAAUAAAAUCAAGAGCGAAAGUUCGAAGCUUGACUGUUUCAUCUCCAAUGGCGGGUGCGCGUGUUUGCGCCACCUUCCCCAAUCUCGCACACCCAAUCUUACCCGCCACCACCCCGCCCAAAAUUCCGGUAUCAGCCUCCGUUUCCGUACCGUCAAAAAUCACUCGCCGGAAGAACUAUUUGCGCCCCAAAAUUCUCAAAACCCUAAACCCUAAACCCGACCCGCAACCCGCACAGCCCGUAGUUCCCGUCGAAUCUCCAGUAACCCCAUCCCAAGACAACCAUGAAUUCGAGCAUAGCUCCGACCGAGGCGACGUCGUUUUGGGAGGAGCUGAAGUCGAAGAAUUAAGAGUGUCUGAGACGACGGCGGAGCUCAGUGGCAUUUCUGGUAAAUUUUCUGCGAGGACUGUGCUAAAAUAUGGGGGUUAUUUUAUUGGGCUUUUUGUGCUACAGACUGUUGUUUCUGUUUUGUUAUUGGGAGAUAGUGAUCCUGAUGAAAAUAGCAAGUCUAGGAGUUCAGUAUUAGGCAAAUCCAAUUUGAAGACGAGUUCUGGGUCUGAAUUGGGCAAUGUGGUUCGGUUCGAUGAUUCCCGAUUGGGGGAGAAAAUUGAAGAGAUUAGGGCAAUGGCAAGGAAAGCGCGAAAGAUUGAGAAGAAUGAGUCCAAGGGAAGUAUUGGAAAUGAGGAUGAUGCAUUUUCGAAGUCUAAGAAUAAGAUUGGGAUUGAAAGGGAGGUUGGGAACCGGUUGGUUAACUUGCAGAAGAGGUUGGGUUCCAAAAGGGAGAAGUUGCCGGGUUCGUUUGUGAAUUAUCUGGAAAUGUUUGGGAAGUUUGAAGAUGGGGUGAGGAAGAAUAAUGAGAAUGUGAAGGAGGGGGAUGGGGCGUUGAUGUUUAAGAAGAAGCUGAAGUUUAAGACUCCUACUGCAGAGGUGAAUAGGAAUCCGAAGGGUUUUGGAGGUGUCAAAGAGGAAGGUGGUUCUAGUAAGAGUAAGAGAGGUUCAGGUGGUGUAGAUGAAAUUGGGAGAAAUGCAAGUGUUGGUACUGAUGGUAUGGAAUUGCUGGAAGUUGAUGAUAAGGAGAAGCCGCGAGAGACUUUGGAGAAAGGAACAGGGAGAUUAGAUGAAGGACAGGACAGAGAAGCUGGAAAUAUGGAACCGCAGAAUGGUACUGUCCACAGGACUAUACAAGGGAGGUCAUCUGCUGAAGAUGUAGAGUCAAUCAAACCAAGAGGCUUCGGGAAGAAAAACCCUGAAAGCUUGAAGAAAGAAAUUCAGGGAAGGACAGUAGAAUCAGAUGGUCCUACUGUGCAGAGUGUGAAUAGCGGUUCAACACAGAAAAAAGCCAAAAAACAAGCACUGGCUAACAAAGUCAGUAGUAAGCAGUCAGACAAUGAGACUGAUCCAUGGUGGUUGCAUCUUCCUUAUGUUCUAGUUAUUUUUAUGCGUAGAGGUUCUGAUGGGCAAGGAGGGCUUUUUAGCAUAGAGCUCAAUUCUCAGUCCCAAAAUGAGAGUGAUGCUUCCUAUACUGUUGCUUUUGAGGACCGUGGUGAUGCCAAUAACUUCUGUUUCCUAUUGGAGUCUUGUUUUGAAGAUCAAGAUGAUUUCAGGGCCACUGCUGCUCCCUUACCAAAUAAAGAACUUCAUAAAGCAGUAAAAUCAGAUGGCAUGAAGGUAAUUGUUGUGAAGAAGGGGCAGCUUCAGCUGUAUGCUGGGCAACCUUUUGCUGAAGUUGAAAUGGCUUUGCGCUCUUUAGUUUUACAAAACUGAAGUGCUUGCAAAAUGGAUUUUGUUCAUCCUUCAAGUUCUUCCUCCAAUCGGGAUGGCUUUUGAUUUUAGAGUUCAUGGCAUUUUUGAUGUUAAAAUGCUCUUGGUCUGAGUUUUCCUAAUAUCAAGUGAAGGUUGAUCAGAGUAAACCAUGAAUGUCUCGUUUCCUGUCGUUGUGGGAAUACGAAGAAUAUAUGAUGAACCCCAGUUGCAGCAAAGAUAUAGUGAAGGGUGCAGUUGUGAUAGAGAUGUUUCCAUAGAUGUUUACCUUCUUUGCAUUUCUUUUAUUUUAUGAGUAAAAUAGGAAAUAUUUCAAACAUAGAACUAGUGUGUUCAUAUAGUUGGGAAUACAGCUUACAUAGAUGAGUUGGAAUUUCACAUUGUACAUUAUUCUAGUCUUUAAGAGAUGAAGAAACACUUUUGGGGGUGGAGCCACAGUUUUGUAGAGCCAUGGCUAUUUUGUGGGUGAUUUUGUUCAAAGAAAUGCUAGAAUUCUCUUUGUACUUUUA